AUGGAUGGAUACUCAGGAGAAUGUAACUCGUGCCAGGUUAUCAACUCUGUUAGACUUCGGGGACCAGAAAGUUCUAUUGGUAGAGGUCGUGUGGAUGUAUUUUACAAUGGAGAAUGGGGAACAAUUUGUGAUGAUGGCUGGGAUAUAAACGAUGCUAAAGUUGUUUGUCGACAACUCGGUUAUGACUAUGCUGUCAGGGCUUUACUAGGAGGUAAUGUUCCAAAUGGCAGUGGAAGAAUAUGGUUAGACGAAGUUCGUUGUGUAGGAAAUGAAAAUAAUAUUUCGAGUUGUUCACAUGGUGGAUGGGGAUCGCAUAAUUGUACACAUGAUAAAGAUGCUGGUAUACAAUGUUCAGUUUUCAACUCUGUUAGACUUCGGGGACCAAGAAGUUCUAGUGGCAUAGGUCGUGUGGAAGUAUUUUACAAUGGAGAAUGGGGAACAAUUUGUGAUGAUGGCUGGGAUAUAAACGAUGCUAAAGUUGUUUGUCGACAACUCGGUUAUGACUAUGCUGCCAGGGCUUUACUAGGAGGUAAUGUUCCACAUGGAAGUGGAAGAAUAUGGUUAGACGAAGUUCGUUGUGUAGGAAAUGAAAAUGAUAUUUCGAGUUGUUCACAUAGAGAAUGGGGAUCACAUAAUUGUAGACAUAAGGAAGAUGCUGGUGUACAAUGUUCAGGCUAUGAGGAAAGAUCCUAGUGAUGGGGAAUCAUGUCAAAGAAAUACACUAAAAACCUAAUUCUAAUCGAAGAUGCUUUUCGUAAAAAGUGUCGUGGAAAAUUUGAAAGCUUAUGUAGAAAAUGCUGUGUGUUUGACAUUUUUAUCCAUUGUUGAAAUGUAUCUGUAACACAAAACUACGUGUAAACAAAUUUUAAUCAACCAUGUUAUCAUAUAAAGUAAAUGUACAUAUUAUCAUAAUCAAUAAAAAAAAAGUAAAAUGAUAAAGUUUCAUUUCUGCUAAGAAUAAAUAUUAUUGACAAAUCAAA
Molecule: messenger RNA, 980 nt
Organism: Xenia sp. Carnegie-2017
Lineage: Eukaryota; Metazoa; Cnidaria; Anthozoa; Malacalcyonacea; Xeniidae
Product: deleted in malignant brain tumors 1 protein-like
Exons: 4
Coding region: 1-693 (230 amino acids)
Cellular component (GO): membrane
Source: RefSeq, a predicted model, not a curated record